AUGGACAAUUCAACCAACAAUCAGACAAAUAUAACCGACAAAGAUAUGCCUCAUAUAGAUGAAUCGGGUGUAAACUUUAAUGGAAAAAAUCAUGACACAAUACAACAUUUAAUAACUGGCAGUCAAUAUCAAGGAGUGUGGCAAAAAGCGCUUCAAUGUCCUGAUGGUUAUGGCACCUACACCUAUCCCGAUGGCAGUGUGUAUAAGGGAUAUUUUAAUCGUGGUCAUUUCAAUGGUUAUGGCACCCUACAUUUAGCUGAACCCUAUAAUUUUACUUUUAAGGGAACAUUUCUGAAUGGCAGCCUUCAGGACAUAGAAGAUAUGUGGUUCGACGAUGGUUUACAUGUAAAUGGAAAAUUUGAAAACUGGCAUGGUGAUUUUUCAUCUUGGAAAUAUUGUUGCAAACAUGAUCGACGUUAUGCUGUUGAACAAGCACAAGGUAUGCCACCAGUAGGUCCUUAUUCUUUUCUAACAUCCGUUCAACCUGCAAGGAAGGUGCCCACAAAUUAUUUUGAUGUCGAGGAGGGUCUCUACAAUCCCGGUACAGCGUUAACAAUAAAACGCCCUUUACCAUUCACUGAAAUGCAAGUGGUGGCUUGUAAAGAUGACAUCCGUUGGAUUAUGGAGAAUUGUCGCAAAGCCUCGAUAUUACCAAAAGAAAUUCCCCCCGGUGUUUGUCAACAAAUUAUUAACAACAAUUUGGAAAGUGAAAAACAAUUAGCUGAACAUGAUCCUUGUUGUAAUUAUGAAUCUGCCAAGGAGCGCAAACGAUAUUUUGCCAAGUUAUGCAAGGAGCAUAGGCCAGAAUCGCAUAACGAUACUUCAUGUGGCGUCAUGCGAUUUGAAUCGUUUUCUGAAGAUUCCAUGGGAAAUCGUUUGCCAGAAAGUUCUUCCACCUGUGGAGUAAAUAGUUUAUCUGACAAUAAUAUUUUCCUAGAUGUUCAGGAAUAUUUGGAAAUUGGUCGUCAGUAUGGCAAUAUGAAAUUGGGUCGCAAUUUAGAACGUGAAGCUGUAUGCUUGAUGUCAAGACCCCAGAGGAAAUCAACAAUACAAGAUGGCAAUGCAAAAUGA
Musca vetustissima is the source of this 1071-nucleotide messenger RNA. RefSeq lists its product as uncharacterized. Bases 1 to 1071 code for a protein of 356 amino acids. The record is from RefSeq and is a predicted model, not a curated record. Lineage: Eukaryota; Metazoa; Arthropoda; Insecta; Diptera; Muscidae. The transcript has a single exon.